AUGUUCGACUCAAUUACUAAUAAUAAUAAUAAUAACAGUUCGAGUAAUAACAAUAAUAACCAGGACGCAGUCAGUCCAACUCUAGCCAACAAUCUCCGGAGAUUUCGUUUUCAAAAGAAACCUCUUGAUAAAUUAAAAAUGUCUGACGAAGAUAGCAAUUUGGCGAGUCCGGAUAUCCAAGUACGUCGUAAAGCAGUCAACCGGAUUGAAGACAGUGAUAGUGAUGCUGGAACACCUGUUAAAAAAUUCGAUGCCAAGAGUAAUGGUGAUACUAAUGACAAAGACGAAAAGCUUGCGUACCUGAUUAAUUUGUACCCUAAUCGUGACACAGAUGAUUUACAAGAAGUAUUAAUUACCGUCGACUGGGACUUAGACAAGGCUAAAUCUCGAUUGAGUACAACUAAAAAAAGAAAAAAAACUUCUAGUAAAUCAAAUAAAAAAAAACGUAGAAAAGGUCGAAAUAUGGAUGAAGAAGACGGUGAACCUGAUUCCGAUGAAAAGACCUAUAAAAGUAAAGAUUUACAAGAAGUAUUAAUUACCGUCGACUGGGACUUAGACAAGGCUAAAUCUCGAUUGAGUACAACUAAAAAAAGAAAAAAAACUUCUAGUAAAUCAAAUAAAAAAAAACGUAGAAAAGGUCGAAAUAUGGAUGAAGAAGACGGUGAACCUGAUUCCGAUGAAAAGACCUAUAAAAGUAAAGUAUUUGACAGUGAUGAUGAUUCGGAAGUAGAAGUGUCCAACGAUCUAACUGGUGACAAGAAAGCAGUAUUUGAUUUCAUGCAAACAGCCAUUUUGGCGGAGCUGCUGAUGAUGCAUCAGUGCUCGCAGAAGAAGGCUGAGGCGAUAAUAGCUGCUCGGCCAUUCGAAGACUGGCGGGACAUGGUUGAUAAGUUCCAGCACAACAAAUAUCUGGACACUGAGUUACUUAACUCAGCCCAGGUGCUCCUGGCGACUCGCAAUGUCGUCGAGGUCCUGAUGAAAAAGUGCCUAAGACUCUCCGCGAAUAUGGAGAAAGCGGUAGCAGCUGGUGCCUCGAUGAUAAAAGAACAACCGAAGGGUUUGUCUCCGGAGUUGAAAUUGACCGCUUAUCAAAUGGUCGGGAUAAACUGGCUCGCUGUCCUGCACUCACAGAACGUAAAUGGUAUUCUCGCUGAUGAAAUGGGUCUUGGGAAGACCAUUCAAGUUAUUGCUUUCCUCACGUACUUAAAGGAGGCUAAUUUGCUCAGAGAAACUGACGGACCGCAUCUGAUUAUUGUUCCUAGCUCUACAAUGAAUAAUUGGAUCAACGAAUUCGAGCGUUGGUCACCAAGCCUAAACAUCGUACAGUAUUACGGGAACCCAGACGAGCGGAAAGACAUCAGAAUGGGCUGGCGCCAAGGAGAGUUAGACGACGUGGACGUAAUCAUAACAACAUACAACCUGACCAGCAGCACGCCAGAAGAGCGUCGCCUGUUUCGGGUCCUGCCGAUCACCUAUGUCGUGGUUGACGAGGCACAUAUGCUAAAAAAUAUGAGCACAAUUAGGUACGAAAAUCUAGUGAGAAUAAACGCCCAGCAUCGUAUUCUGCUGACGGGUACCCCGCUGCAGAAUAAUCUCUUGGAGUUGAUGUCGUUGCUGAUGUUCGUCAUGCCGUCUCUAUUCGCUGGUAAACAGAACGACUUGAAAAGCUUGUUCUCGAAGAACCCGAAGAUCACAGCAGCGGCUAAAGAUCAGGCGUUCUUUGAGCGUGAGCAGGUAAAAAACGCUAAGCAGAUAAUGCGACCCUUCGUGCUGCGUCGUCUCAAAUCUCAGGUACUUAAAGACUUGCCGUUGAAAACUGAGGAGGUGAUCAAGUGCAGCCUCACUGAAAAGCAAAGGGAGAUGUACAAAGAGUUGAUGAGCGAGUUUUCGGAAGAAGCUGGCAGUGGAGUCCCUUUCAAUGGUCCUGGUAUGAUGAUGCAGCUCAGGAAGCUUGCCAAUCAUCCGCUUUUGCAUCGGAAUUUUUACGAUGAAAGCAAGCUGCGUCCAAUGGCCAAAAAACUCGCCAAGGAUUCGACUUAUAAAGAGACAAAUCCUGAUCAUGUUUUUGAUGAUCUCUACUGGAUGUCGGAUUAUGCUAUUCUUGGACUGACAAGGUUCCACAGGUGUCUUGCUGGGUACGGGUUGCCUCAAGAAAUGGUUCUUCAGUCCGCUAAGUUGGAGAAACUCGACGAGCUCUUACCUGUGAUGAAAAAAGACGGACAUAGAGUUUUGAUUUUUAGUCAAUUUACUAUGCUACUGGAUGGUCAAACGCCAGUUCCUGAAAGACAGGCUUUGAUCGAUGAAUAUACUGAAGACUCAUCAAUAUUUGUAUUUCUUUUGUCCACAAGGGCUGGUGGAUUAGGUAUUAAUUUAACUGCUGCGGAUACAGUAAUUAUUCAUGAUAUUGAUUUUAAUCCUUACAAUGAUAAACAAGCGGAAGAUCGAUCUCAUCGUUUGGGUCAAAAAAACCCCGUCCGCAUAAUAAGAUUAUUAGCUGAAAAUACUAUUGAAGAAGGAAUGUAUGAAAUUGCUCAAGAGAAAUUGCACUUAGAAGCACAAGUAACUGAAAAUGAAGAGAAUGAAAACACUGAUAGGAAAAGUGUCUUGAGACUGCUAAAAAUGACACUAGGUCAAGAUAUACACAACAAAUCGCUCUCUCUGAGUCCGACGAAGGCCUCUAACAAAUCUUGGGACGACAUUAAAGUCGAGGAGUUUUAA
Messenger RNA from Cotesia congregata, 2718 nucleotides. The record is from the annotation of a GenBank genome assembly. NCBI's taxonomy places the organism in Eukaryota, Metazoa, Arthropoda, Insecta, Hymenoptera, Braconidae.